AUGCCGGAGGAAGCGAUCAAAAAUGAAGGUGAAAUUGAAAAUGUUCGAGUCGUCGUGCGGGUCCGGCCGAUGGACAAAAAUGAGCUCGAUUCCGGAUCGCAGAAUGUGAUCAAGGUGGACAAAUCGAACCGUAGCAUCACGGUCGUAAAGCCCGGCGCUAAUUCCAGCGAGCCCCCGAAGGUGUACUACUUUGACAACGUUUUCGGCGAAGAUUCGACACAGAUCGAUCUCUACGUUGACACCGCCCGUCCGAUCGUCGAUAAAGUGCUGGAAGGAUACAAUGGUACCAUACUGGCGUAUGGUCAAACCGGUACCGGCAAAACCUACACCAUGUCCGGCAAUCCGGAAUCGCCCCAAACGAAAGGCAUCAUUCCGAACACGUUCGCGCACAUCUUCGGUCACAUUGCGCGCGGUAAGGAAAAUCAAAAGUUUCUUGUACGCGUCAGCUACAUGGAGAUCUACAACGAGGAGGUACGCGAUCUGCUCGGUAAAGAGCUGAACAAAAGCCUGGAGGUGAAGGAGCGUGCCGAUAUCGGUGUGUUUGUGAAGGAUCUGAGCGGGUACGUCGUGCACAAUGCGGACGACCUGGACAACAUCAUGAAGCUUGGCAACAAGAACCGUGUGGUGGGUGCAACAAAGAUGAACUCCGAAUCGUCACGCUCGCACGCAAUCUUUUCGAUAACGAUCGAAUCGAGCGAAACGGAUGAAGCCGGCCGUCAGUACGUGCGUAUGGGCAAGCUGCAGUUGGUCGAUCUGGCCGGUUCUGAGCGGCAGAGCAAGACACAGUCGUCGGGCUUAAGGCUGAAGGAGGCGACCAAGAUUAACCUCUCGCUGUCCGUGCUGGGCAACGUGAUCAGUGCGCUGGUCGAUGGGAAAAGCACUCACAUUCCGUACCGCAACUCGAAGCUAACGCGACUGUUGCAGGAUUCGCUCGGUGGCAAUAGCAAGACGGUGAUGUGUGCCAGCAUUAGCCCGGCCGAUUCGAACUACGUUGAAACGAUUUCGACGCUGCGAUAUGCGUGCCGUGCAAAGAGCAUCCAGAAUUUGGCUCACAUCAACGAAGAACCGAAGGAUGCACUGUUGCGCCAUUUCCAGGAAGAGAUUGAGGAACUGAAGCGACAGCUAGAGGAAGGCAUCUUUCAGCAAGGGAUUGAAAGUGGAGAAGAAGAGGAAGAAGACGAAGGAGACGGAGAGGAAGAGAACGAUGAGGAUGCGGUGGAGGAGGAGUGUGAUCCGGACGAGGAUCGUGAACGCGAGCGGUUGGAGCGGAAGGAGAAGCGCCGCAAGGAGAAGGCACGCGAGCGGAAGGAAAAGAGUGACGCCGAGAAGGAGCUGCUGGAGAAGAAGGCGAUGGAGAAUCAGCAGGAGCUGAAGAAAGCAAAAUCGGAGCAAGAUCAGCUGCGAGCUAAAUUGUCCUCGUUGGAGAACAAAAUUCUCGUCGGUGGUGAAAAUUUGCUCGAAAAAGCGAAGGAACAAGAGCUGCUGCUCGAAAACUCCAUCACAGAAUUAGAGCAGCGUACCAAAACGGAGCGAGAGUUGAAGGAAAAUUUACAAAAGAUUGAAGCCGAACGUAUCGACAUCGAGGAACGAUACAGUUCGCUGCAGGAAGAAUGCGUGGGCAAAACGAAAAAGCUGCAGCGCGUUAUGUCCAUGCUGAUGAGCAUCAAGUCGGAGCUGGCCGAUCAGCAGCAGGAGCAGCAGCGUGAAAAGGAAGGCAUUUACGAAAACAUUCGUAGUUUGUCGCGUGAGCUGGCGCUCUGCGAGUUGGUGAUUAACUCGUACAUUCCAAAAGAGUACCAGAACAUGAUCGAGAAGUUUACCCACUGGAACGAGGAUAUUGGCGAGUGGCAGCUCAAGUGUGUUGCUUACACUGGAAAUAACAUGCGCAAAAACAUCCCGGAACCAAAGGUCAAUACCAAAGAGACGGAUCUGGUCGAUCUGUCGCAUGUGUAUCUUAGCUACAAUACAGAUUCGGUGGCUGAACCUAUACGCGCCAAAACGGCACGACCGCGUACAUCUGGCAUAGCUCGACCGACGACUGCUAGGAAGUACUAUUAA
Molecule: messenger RNA, 2058 nt
Organism: Anopheles maculipalpis
Lineage: Eukaryota; Metazoa; Arthropoda; Insecta; Diptera; Culicidae
Gene: Klp64D
Product: kinesin-like protein KIF3A
Exons: 5
Coding region: 1-2058 (685 amino acids)
Biological process (GO): microtubule-based movement; mitotic cell cycle
Cellular component (GO): microtubule
Molecular function (GO): microtubule binding; ATP binding; plus-end-directed microtubule motor activity
Source: RefSeq, a predicted model, not a curated record